GAUCCCGCGCAGAUGGAGAACACGCGCUGUUACUUACCGGACGCCUACAAGAUCAUGAGCCAGAGGUGUAAUAACAGGACACAGUGUGCUGUCGUGGCCGGACCGGAUGCUUUUCCCGACCCCUGUCCUGGGACAUACAAAUACCUGGAAGUCCAGUAUGAAUGCGUCCCGUACAUUUUCCUGUGCCCGGGGCUCCUGCGUGGCGUUUAUCAGAGCGAGCAUCUCUUUGAGUCGGACCACCAGUCGGGCGCAUGGUGUAAAGACCCUCUCCAGGCCUCGGAUAAGAUCUAUUACAUGCCCUGGGCUCCGUACCGCACCGACACCCUCACCGAAUACUCCAGCAAAGAGGAUUUCGUCGCCGGAAGACCCACGACUACUUAUAAACUCCCGCAUCGAGUGGACGGCACUGGGUUUGUUGUUUACGAUGGUGCGCUGUUUUUCAACAAGGAGCGAACCAGGAAUAUUGUCAAAUUCGAUCUGCGUACGAGGAUCAAGAGCGGAGAGGCUAUUAUCGCUAGUGCUAAUUAUCAUGAUACAUCUCCAUAUCGCUGGGGCGGAAAGUCAGAUAUUGAUUUAGCGGUGGACGAAAACGGCCUUUGGGUGAUUUACGCGACGGAGCAAAACAACGGGAGGAUUGUGAUCAGCCAGUUGAAUCCGUAUACACUUCGUGUUGAGGGAACGUGGGAUACGGCCUACGACAAACGCUCGGCUUCCAACGCCUUCAUGAUCUGCGGGAUCCUGUACGUGGUGCGGAGCGUCUACGAAGACGACGAUAGCGAAGCCACGGGGAAUAAAAUCGACUACAUUUACAACACGGAGCUGAGCAAAGACGGCUACCUGGACAUCCUGUUCCCAAAUGCGUACCAGUACAUCGCCGCCGUGGAUUACAAUCCCAGAGAUAAUCUGCUGUACGUGUGGAAUAACUACCACGUGGUCAAAUAUUCGCUGGAUUUUGGAGUAUUGGACAACAGAUUGGAAUCCUCGUCUUCAGGAAAUGUGUUAAUGGACACGACAACAACCCGCACCACCACCCGUCCUAUCACUUCCACCACCACCAGCACCACCAGUAUGACCUCAAGCACCAGCAGCACCACCAGCACCACCAAACCCCCCUCCACCACCCCAGCUCCGCCUCCCCGCAGCACCACCCCCGAGCGCCAGCCCGCUCCUCCAGCUGACGCCUCCACCCGCUCGCACCCGUCCUCCGUCCUGCCCAACACCGCAGUGGAGUUCUGCAGCUCCGUCAGCGACUCAGGCCUCAGCUGGCCUAAAACACGCCAGGGGGUCACCGCCAGACUGCCCUGCCCACCCGGAACCAUCGGAACGGCUGUGUUCGUCUGUCAGGGGCCCGAGGGACUGUGGGACCAGCAGGGACCCGACCUCAGCAACUGCACCUCCACAUGGGUCAACAUCAUCAACCAGAAGAUCCGCGCUGGUGAACCGGCCGCCAUCAUCUCUCGUGAGCUGUCGGAGCAGACGAAGGGUCAUCUGCAUGCAGGUGAUGUGACCUACAGCGUUCGGGCCCUCGGUCACCUUAUUGACCUGCUGGACGUCCAGCUGCGCAACCUGACGCCCGGCGGCAAAGACAGCGCCGCACGCAGUCUCAACAAGCUGCAGAAGCGGGAGCGCUCGUGUCGAUAUUUUGUCCAGGCGAUGGUGGAGACGGUGAAUAACCUGCUGCAGCCUCAGGCUCGGGCCGCGUGGAUGGAGCUAUCGAGCGGAGAGCAGCUGCGGGCCGCGACGGUUCUGCUGGACACCGUGGAGCAGGGCGCUUUCGUGCUCGCAGACAACCUGUUGAAGACUGACGUGGUGCAGGAAAACACCGAAAACAUCCAGCUGGAGGUGGCGAGGAUGAGCACAGAUGGAAAUCUCCCCGAUCUGAAGUUUCCACAGAGUGGAGGUCAAGGCAACGCCAUCCACCUGUCAGCAAACACUCUCAAACAGCACGGCAGAAAUGGUGAGAUCCGCAUGGCGUUCGUCCUGUAUAAGCAUCUGGGCUCAUACCUGUCCACUGAAAACGCCAGCAUGAAGUUCAGCAGCGAGACGUUAAACACCAACUACUCUGUCAUCGUCAACUCUCCCAUUAUAACGGCGGCCAUCAACAAAGACAGUAAUAAAGUCUACCUGUCGGACCCCGUCAUAUUCACAGUGCGACAUAUUCAGCAGUCAGAGGAGAAUUUCAACCCCAACUGUUCGUUCUGGAGCUACUCGAAGCGCAGUAUGACGGGUUUCUGGUCCACGCAGGACUGCCGGCUACUCGGGACCAACCGGACACACACCACCUGCUCGUGCACACACCUCACCAACUUCGCUGUGUUAAUGGCUCACGUGGACGUCAAGACGGCGGACCCGGUGCAUGACCUGCUGCUGGACGUGAUCACGUGGGUGGGGAUCCUGCUGUCUCUGCUGUGUCUGCUGGUCUGCAUCUUCACCUUCUGCUUCUUCCGGGGCCUUCAGAGCGACAGAAACACCAUCCACAAGAACCUGUGCAUCUCGCUGUUCAUCGCAGAGACACUGUUCCUGACCGGCAUCAACCGCGCGGACCAGCCUAUCGCCUGCGCUGUGUUUGCUGCGCUGCUGCACUUCUUCUUCCUGUCUGCGUUCACCUGGAUGUUUCUGGAAGGUGUUCAGCUCUACAUCCUGCUGGUGGAGGUGUUCGAGAGCGAGCACUCGCGCCGCAGGUACUUCUACCUGGCCGGAUACGGCAUUCCUGCGCUCAUCGUGGCCGUUUCUGCUGCCGUGGACUACCACAGUUACGGAACGGACAGAGUCUGCUGGCUGCGCUUGGAUACUUACUUCAUCUGGAGCUUUAUAGGCCCCGCCACACUGAUCAUUAUGCUGAAUGUGAUCUUCCUGGGAAUCGCUCUCUACAAGAUGUUCCACCACACUGCCAUCCUGAAGCCAGACUCUGGUUGCCUUGACAACAUCAAGUCAUGGGUGAUCGGUGCGAUCGCUCUGCUGUGUCUGCUGGGUCUGACCUGGGCGUUCGGUCUGAUGUACGUGAACGAGAGCACCGUCAUCAUGGCGUAUCUCUUCACCAUCUUCAACUCUCUGCAGGGCAUGUUCAUCUUCAUAUUCCACUGCGUCCUGCAGAAGAAGGUGCGUAAAGAGUACGGCAAAUGUCUGCGCACACACUGCUACAGCGGUAAGAGUGUGGAGUCAUCCAUGGGCUCAGUGAAGAGCUCAUCAUCACGCGGACCGGGACGAUACUCAUCUGCAUCACAGAGCCGAAUCCGCCGCAUGUGGAACGACACGGUGAGGAAACAGACCGAGUCUUCAUUCAUGGCUGGAGACAUUAACAGUUCAGCUACACUCAACAGAGAGGGAAUCCUGAACAAUGCUCGGGAUACAAGUGCCAUGGAUACUCUACCACUGAAUGGUAACCAUGGCAACAGCUACAGCUUGGCCAGCGCCGAUUACAUGAGCGACUGCGUGCAAAUCAUCGACCGCACGUACAACGUUCACAAAGAGACCACGCUGGAGAAACGGAUCCUGAAAGAGCUCACUUCCAACUACCUGCCCACCUACCUGAACAACCACGACCGCGCGGCCGAGCACGGACGCAACCUCAUGAACAAGCUGGUAAACGAAGUCAGCAAUGGAGGCGGUGUCAAAGACUCGCCUAUGCUGCCCGUCAAUCUGGCUUUAGGCUUAGACGACUCGGCUUCUUUCCCUCCCGAGGACGCUUUAGGACUGGAGCUGAUCAGAGAGGAAUCCAAUGCACCAUUGCUUCCACCACCACGGCAUAUUCCCACAACCUUCAGCUCCGCCUCCUCCUCACGACGGCGCCUUCCUCAAGAAAACAGCGAGAGUUUCUUCCCUUUGCUGACAGAGGAGCAAACUGAAGAUACUCCGUCCCCCCAGAGAGACUCGCUUUACACCAGUAUGCCCACUCUGCCCGAUCCUGAGCGCUCCGACACACACUCGCUGCCCCGUAGCGGCGACACACAUACGCUGCCUAGGACCGGGGAACCAGAUGAUGUGUACUAUAAGAGCAUGCCCAACUUGGGCUCACGCAACCAUCUGCACCAGCUGCAUAGCUACUACCACCUAGGCCGCGGCAGCAGCGAUGGAUUUAUCGUCCCGCCCAAAGAUGAGCUUUCGCCUGGCGAAGAAACGCCGCAGGAGCCUGCACACAUGGUCACCAGCCUAUAGAGGGCACCAAAUGCAACACUUUCUGCUCCGCUCAUCCUCAUCACGCAAUAGCUGUGUUUCCAUCCUCCUAUUUCUAUCGCUAUUUUGGAAUAUCGCAUAAAAAAUUGCUUGAUGAAAAUGCGCAUAGAACUAUUUUAUCGAAUAAUAAAUAAAUAUGUGCAUAUAGGAUGAUAUAAACACACAUAAAUAAAAAUACGCACAUCUAAGAGUGUUGCUGGAAUGGAUAGGGUUCAAAGUUUAUUUGUAUACCGCUUUUCACAAUAAUUGUUUGGGAUGUAACGGAUCACAAAUCUCACGGUUUGGAUCACGUUAUGGUUUUUGUAGUCACGGAUCAGACCAUUUUUCGGAUCAGCCAAAAAGGGGAGGAGACAAAUGUAUUUUGCUUUUCAUUUAUUACAAAAACAGUCCUGCAAGACACUUUUGGUUUUAACAAACAGAACGUAGAAGCUGUAUUUUUAUUAAAAAUGAAAUAAAGAAAUAAUCAGCUGAAUGAAAAUAAAUGAUCCGAGGCUGGUUGGCUGGUUUAAACUGGUUGACCAGCCUGGUUUUAGAGGGGUUUUGGCCAUUUCCAGCCUGGUCUUAGCUGGUCAGGCUGGAAAAUGACCAGCUAAAACCAGCUUGACCAACCUAGAAAGGCUGGGAGCCCAGCCAAAACCAGCUAUGUCCAGCUUAAACCAGGCUGGUCAAGUUGGUUUUAGCUGGAUUUAGCUGGUCGUUUUCCAGCCUGACCAGCUAAGACCAGGCUGGAAAUGGCUGGAAACCAGCCUGUAAAUGGCCAAAACCCCUCUAAAACCAGGCUGGUUAACCAGCUAAAACCAGCCUAGGCUGGUUUAAGCUGGAUUUUUCAGCAGGGAUACUGUGAAAAAUUCACUGUUCCUACUACUGUUGCUGAUAACACUAAAUGUAGACAUCUAACAUGAUCAUUUGUACAACACAUUUAAUUAUAGUCUCAUUUUCUAUAAAUGGAUCAGUUAUUCACUCAUAAAACUCCAUGUUUCAUUACUAGAUGAUCAUCUUUUAGGAAUUAUUCAGUGGUGUAUUUUUGAUGGCUGGUUGUCGCCACCUUUUGGUUAAAUCAUGUAACUGCUGCCUGCAACUUUUAUUUUUGAGCAUCAAGUUAAAUUCACAUGACGGUGAUUUUACUCUUUACCGUAAACUUCACCGGUUAUAUCUACACUAUAAACUGUUCUCCCAGUACUCCUGUAUUAUUUGACUGUAACAUCAUAACUCACACAAAAGACUAAAGACUCAAUCUCUUUCUUAGAUUGUUCCUUUUUUCAAACACAGCUUCGAAUGCAGCGAUUGGAAGGAUUAAUGAACAUAUGCAAAUCACCAUCAUUUAUGAUUUUAGUUGCGUGGGUGUUGAGAUCUCGAUCUUUUAAUGGUUAAUCGUGCAGCUUACACUGAAUGCAUUAAUGCAGGCUAAACAAGCAAUGACAGAAAACACCUUUAAUAACCUAAGAAACCCACCACAUCCCAUAUAAUGGGAUUUGAGUGACUCAAGAGACGAUCUCUCUGUGAUCCUUACAAGUUUAAGAUUAAUCUAAAAGUAAAAAAUGUAUUAAUUCCGAAAAAGUGGGUUGUUAACUGUACGGAUUACGGAUCAAGUGUGAUCUGUUACACCCCGUAUAAUUAUUGUUUCAAAGCAGCUUUACAAAAGGUGCACAUUAUUGGAUUGCAAUCAAAAACAGUCGAGGUAAGGUUAUUAGUAACCAAAAUGUUAUUAGUUACUAAUGUUAGUUUAUUAGUUUCUAAUCAUUUAAUGAUACAAGUGUGCGUGAUGGGAUGCAUUAACGGACAAACCAACACAUUGUAAAAGAUCUGAAGCGAAGUUUCGCAAACUAAUUUCCAGAGGAGCACGUGAUAUGAUUGAGCACGACUGGCUUCUCAUCUGUAAUCAGUAAUAACCCAAUCAGAGUGAUCCUAGUUUACUAUAAAUGGAUCCUUGUAUCCCUACUGCUCUAUCUUCGUUUUGGAAGAAUCCCCCCUUCCAUCCCAUCUCCUCCUUUCCCUCCCUUUUCUAAGGGAGAGCUCUCGAGACCUACCUGAUCUCGGAUCCUCUUAUAUGCUUAUUGACCAGGCGGGAGCCCUGGGCUCGAGUAUCUCCGAGCUCAGGGUUCUCUCCCGGGACAGCAUGCCAAACCUGCUAUAAACGCUAAGCAUAUCAAAGUGGGAACUCGUGAAAUGUUGUUUUGCUGAUUGUAAAUCCCCUUAUCCGUCAGUCCAUCAUCACAGUGCUUCAGUAUUAUUAUAUUAUUAUUAUAGCUGUCUUGAGCAUCUGUCUGUGCUCCCAAAGAGCGUCUCAAGCCUCCAAAAGCCACCGCAUUGCUUUUCGUCGUCGUCUUCUGAGGCGCGACUCAUUUAUUAGAGAAGAAAAAAGACCACAGUGGAUCCUCCAGACGUGCUCAACUACAUUUCUCUGAUCAAUAUUUGGUGCCAGUUGAUCAAUAAGUGAAGAUUUUGUUCUCUUUGACUCGUUAGACGGAAGCGCUGCUUUAUUCGCAAACAUUUUACGCGAUAUUCCAGCAUUGCGCACAACUCCAAUUCGCAUCAUUGGAUGGAAACACAGCUAGUGACAUCCGGAGCUCCGUGUGCUCUUCUUACCUUUCUGUCCGUCGUCCGCAGUUGGUUUUUUACGUUUGCUUCUACGUGUCCUCCGCAGGGAAACGAACCACAGGAACGAACCUUGGGAGGAGAGCGUUUUGUAUUCUGUUCAGGAGUAGGAUUAUGGGUACUCUUGCCUGUUGAGGAAUGAAAACAGACCUUCUUUUGAUUUUCUCGAUCGGGCUCUUCUACUUAAAAGCAAAAAACGGACCCAGAGAUGGAUUUUGCUGUAUAACCUUGUGAGGAGCACGAGCUUUUCCAGGGUUUUUUGUACUCUCAGCAACCCUGAAGGAAUACAAAUAACUGCCAAAAAACAUUGUUCAGUAGCUCAGUGCAUCUAGUGAACACCAAUCAGCGUGACUCCGAGACUAUUUUAAUACCUUCUGUAUUCAUAUUUGCGUUUAAAAUGUUUUCUUCUUCUUCGUCUUCUUCUCACGUGGUGAAAAGCAGCACGGUUUUUAGCUGCGACAGAGAAACAAUAUUGAAGAAACGAGACUUCGCCACACACUCUCGCUCGAGAUCACGCGCCAUUUCUGUUCGUCGCUGUGUUAAUAACAAAUAUCGGAAAGCGGGGGAAGAACUAAUACCGGAGAACUCUACAAUAUCUCUAUGUAAAUGUACAGACACUAGUGUGUUACACAGGAUAGUGCUUAUUCUGUUCCUACGCCCUCCGCUUCUGUAACCAUGGUGAUUUCACAUCAUUUCCUUUCUCUGGUCUCGUCCUCAACGACAGGUUUUGAUCCCUCGCUCUCUCUCUCUCUCUCUCAGUUUUUUUUUUGGUGAUUAAUUAUAUCUUUCACAUUCACGUCUUCAUUUCGGGAUGAAUAAUGAGCAGGUAGACAUAAAAAAUGAGAGGAUAGAUGAAUAAUGUUUGAUUUAUAGACAGCAGAUGUAGGUGAGUGAUGAAAAGAAAGGCCGACAUGCUGAUAUGCUGUCAUUCUGGGAUGGAGAUAUCAACUGCAGUGUGUGUGUGUGUGUGUGUGUGUGUGUUGUCAUUCAGAGAGAGUGACAGAGAUACACACGAGUCUUUGUAUGAUCUGACUGCAGAGAUCUGCUUAUUUCUGUCUGUAGGGGAGAAUGGAUGGUUAUUUAUUUCACUGAAGUCAACGCGAACUGUUCUGGGAGGCGUCUGGAGGAGAGACGAAUGCGGCACGCUUCGUUUUCGGGUUUUUGUUUGUUUUAAUAUCAUCGCAGAUCACAGAUAUGGAUAUUGAUUUUAUUUAUUCUUUUGUUCCUGCUUUUUAUUAUUGUUUCUUCUCUCCUGUGGUUGAAUGACCUCUCACUAAUAUUUGUUGUAACAGUGAAACUUGUUUGCCAACAAAUAAAUGACUG
Molecule: messenger RNA, 8091 nt
Organism: Danio aesculapii
Lineage: Eukaryota; Metazoa; Chordata; Actinopteri; Cypriniformes; Danionidae
Product: adhesion G protein-coupled receptor L3-like
Biological process (GO): synapse assembly; brain development; adenylate cyclase-activating G protein-coupled receptor signaling pathway
Cellular component (GO): membrane; glutamatergic synapse; axon
Molecular function (GO): carbohydrate binding; G protein-coupled receptor activity
Source: RefSeq, a predicted model, not a curated record